AUGACUUAUGAGCGUAGGAAGUACAAGACUAAAAAUUUGUUCUUAGUUCCAGUUCAGGAAGUAUUUAAGACAAAUUCUCCCUUUAAGUACUCUCCUAACAAGACAAUAAUGGAAUUGGAGUGUGUCUUCAAGGGAUGGCCUCGUCCUCGUGUAGUUUGGUACAAUCCAGAUAAAAAACAAAUCAUCAACGGAUCUGAAGGUUUUUACAUCUCAGAGAAGCUCGAUGGAGAGGAUACCUUACGUUCCCUUCUUCGUAAUCUUAAUAUCCAAGAAAAACACAAAGGGGAUUAUAAUUGCAUUGCAACGAACAGCAUUACCGGCUGGUCGAGUAAAAAAUCAAAGAUAAUUGAGCUGGAUUAUAGGUGUAAGUUGUCUGAUUAGUUAUAAGUAUGUUUAGAAGUGAGCCCGGAUUACUGUAUACCAAGAGUCUGGAAGUGGUCGGGGGAUCCUGAUCCCGUAUUCCCGCUCUCUUUCACCACAGUAGCGGUCAAUUCCCGUAUCGCGUAAAGAAAUUUGGCGUUUUCCCGAAUCCCGCAGUGUAUUUCAGGCGAGUCCUGGAUCCCGAGAAUACCCAUCCAGACCCUGUAAAUACCCGUAUAUCGUUUUCUUUCCCAGUCCUACAUCCGUGCCCAAAUUUUGGAGAAUCCCGCUUCCCCAGAAGCAGUCAAAUCCCGUAAAUUGUAAAUUGUAAAUGUCUUACUCAGGGCUUUUCAGGGAUAAUUUACAACACUGGUUAGGGGCACUUUGCCAGACUGCUUAAGGUGCAGUUUACAAGAAACGAUAAAAUGAGUAAUGACCCCUCCCCCCCCAUACAUGAGUGUAUGGGGGCAGACCGUAUGCUGUUAACGUUGCCCGAAUUCCACACUGUAUUUCAGUCAAAUCCCAUAGUCUGGGAAUACCCUUGUAAAUCCCGUACAUGCCGUCAGACGAAAUUUUCACGGAUGAAGUUGACAUUCUUUCUCUCCGAUCAGGCCUUAACAUGAGCAGGAGGAAUACAGCUGUUCGGUUGCCUUGCAGUCAGCAGACAUUCAAUUCAGAGGGAAUAAUAAACCCUUAAUGACUAGCUGGUCCAGAGGGAAACAAACGAUUUUGUUUCCCUAGCAUCAGUAGUAUAGGGCGCACCGGUUACUCCGUUUUUUUGGGCAGGAAUCUCAUUAACUUGGGCAGGAAUAUAUUAACGCAAAUGACGUCAUAGGCUAUUGUCUUGAUCUCAUGAAUAAAAUGUGCAGGAAUCUCAUUAAGAUAAGGUCGUGUGUUAUUUUUAGUUGGUUUAGGUUUUCUAGUUACUUUAAUGUCGAUAGACGUCUUCCUUUUCGAUUGGUUAGUUAGAAAAUAAGAAACGUUUUCAUUGGUUAAUUCAUAGUGUCUAAGGAGUAAAGUCAAACUUGUCUGUGACUUUAAAUCACUGAGACGUAACGUAAUUAUGCACUUCCUAUUUUCCGCUGCUGUGAUUGUCCUUGUUCCGGUUCACUGAUUUUUGGCGGGCAAAUCGUGUAUAUUAAAGAGGGCAAAGGCAAUCUACGUUUUUUUUUACACUGCAACCAAUGCUUUACUUACCCCUCUCCUUUUCAUUUUUUAUUUUCCUCCUCCUCUAAACAUUGAGAUUCGUGAUUUUUUAUAUAGCUGGAAAUUCAUUAAACCUCGCUGUAACGGCGGUCGUUGGUCAACAUUCGCGGGUAACAGUGCACUGUUACCCUCUGACGUCAUAAAUUUUGCAAUGUUGCCCGCUCAGAGAUUUUGGCGGGAAACAGUUUCAUUGUUCGAUGUCAUGUGACCUUGAAGUAAGCGAUGAGAGCGCGCACUGAUUUAAAAAAAGAAAUUUCUAGCCAUGCAUAUAACAAUGUUAGAUAUUAGCUACUUUCAGGAGCCUUGCCGUCUCGCUAAAUUUUAAGUUCACUGGGCAUUAUGAAUGUCCCAUCCCUUCAAACGGUGAGAAAAAAAUUCGUCGUUUGUGUAAAGCCACGGCUGCCUCAGACAGGUAAACUAAACAUUUCUUGCCACUGCCCUCUUCCACUCAGAAUGAUCCAGGGAUCCUUAGCUUAUUUAUUUAUUCAUUUAAAAAAAAAAAUAUCUAAUAAAAUGUCUAAUAACUUUCAUCUUUUUUUAUGCGGCGACUGAUGAUUAUUACUGGCAUAAAAGCCUAUCCUUUGGAUAAUAAGACAUAAAUAAAUAAUAAAUAAAUAAAUAAAUAAAUAAAUGGUUGAUCAAUCAAAUUAAGUGCUGGGCUGUUCAUCUGCCAUUCUGGAUCGAAUUAGAGUUUGGAAAUGUUGCUUCAAUUUUUUGGAGAGGGGAUAACCGGAGUACACGGAGAAAAAUCUCUCGGAGCAAAGGAGAGAACCAACGACAAAUCAAAAACCCACGUGUGGCUUCGCCUGAAGAGGCCUCAUUCGUGGGAAGCAAGUGUUCUCACCUCAAAAAUAAAAAAAAAAUUCUCAAAAAUAAUAUAAUGGGAUGAUUGAAUGGGGGACAAAAAAAAUCCCUAGGGCUUCCAACAAAACCCCCAAAAAUUCUUACAAAAAAAUUAACCCCAAAAAAUCCUAUGCCGAAUUUCUGAGACUUAAAAAUAUCCCAAACGUUUGUGUUUGUUUAUUCAUCAUACCAUCCACAUUUGGUGGUCAUUCUAACAACACUCGAGACACCAGGAGCUUAAGAACAUUUUGAGUACCCAAUAAAAUCCCUACUUAAAUCAAACCACCCAAAAAAAUACUUGCCAAAUUUUCCUACCUAGGAUAGAAAAUUUCAAACCCGAAAAAUUCCUUCGAUCAUCUUUGUCACUUGAAAUCAAGAGUAACCCCCUGGAGCGUCGUGUUGCCUCAUUUAUUGUCACAAAUACUUAAGGGGGGAGAGUAAGAUUAAGGCUGUAGUCCUUUAAAGUUACACAAUCGCACGGCAAUGAUCUUUAAAUAGCAUUUGAUUUGUUCAUAAUAAUAUCUGCCAUGUAUCUUCCAAUUAUGCAGGUCCCGGUCCUAAACAUCGGCAUAUUUCUCCUUCCGAGGUUUCAGUGAUAGCCUACAACAACGUCACUUUAAAGUGCUUGGUUGAAAUAGAUCCUGACAAUUGCGCCGCAUAUUCAAUGAAAUUUCAGUGGUUUUUUAACAACAGAUCAUCAACGCUAUUGACAUCUGGUGAAAAGUAUGAUAUACAAGAAAGAAGAACUAACAGCAGAUGCAAAAAAGAUUUCAUUCUCACCAUAGCUAAUAAUGUUACUGAUGAUGAUGAGGGAAAGUAUAAAUGUCAGUGA
Molecule: messenger RNA, 3241 nt
Organism: Porites lobata
Lineage: Eukaryota; Metazoa; Cnidaria; Anthozoa; Scleractinia; Poritidae
Source: the annotation of a GenBank genome assembly